Penicillium bovifimosum is the source of this 1425-nucleotide messenger RNA. Its product is annotated as FAD-dependent oxidoreductase. Gene Ontology annotation, molecular function: FAD binding. NCBI's taxonomy places the organism in Eukaryota, Fungi, Ascomycota, Eurotiomycetes, Eurotiales, Aspergillaceae. The coding region runs from base 1 to 1425 and encodes 474 amino acids. The transcript is spliced from 2 exons. The record is from RefSeq and is a predicted model, not a curated record. Gene Ontology annotation, biological process: secondary metabolite biosynthetic process.
AUGACAAACCCACCCGACACCCCCGAUAUCGCCAUUGUCGGCGGCGGCAUCGUAGGCCUCGUCCUAGCAGCCGGCCUCACCCGUCGCGGAGUCCAGGUCAAGCUCUUCGAACAAGCGCGCAACUUCCGCGAGAUCGGCGCCGGCAUCGGCUUCACGCGCAACACCGUCAACUGUAUGGAGAAGAUUAGUCCCGGUAUCGUGCGCGCGCUGAGAUCUGGCGGCUCCGUCAAUGUGUCGCUGGACCAGGUUGACCCCAAUGCCUACUUGCGGUAUAUUAACGGGUACGGGCUCCAGCGCGAAGACGACCCGAUGUACCAGAAGCCAUUGCUGAGAUUGGAUGCCGGUGUGAAAGGGUGGGAAACUGUGCGUCGGGAUCAAUUCCUUGAUGACUUGGUCAAGGAAAUUCCGGAGGGAGUGAUUCAUCUGCAGAAGCGUUUGGAGAACAUUAUCGACGAGGACGGUUCGGAGAAGGUCGUGCUGCAGUUCACGGAUGGGACUCGUGUUGAGGCUGAUGCUGUCAUCGCUACCGAUGGCAUCAAAUCCACCGCUCGCAGACUCCUUCUCGGCGAAGACAACCCAGCUUCGUAUCCCCAGUACAGCCACAAAGUCGCAUACCGAGCCCUCAUCCCCAUGGACAAGGUCACCGCCGCGAUUGGCGAAUACAAGACCCAGAAACAGCACAUGCACGUCGGACCAAAUGCACACUUGAUCCACUACCCCGUCAACACGAACACCAUCGGCGCGACAGUCGUCGUCUCGGAUCCCAAUGACUGGCCACUCGACAAGCCCACCACAGCCCGUGCAUCCCGCAAGGAUGUCUCCGAUGCACUCGCAAACUGGAGUCUGCCGGUACGCAAUCUCGUAGACUUGUUCCCGGAAGAGCUGGAUCAAUGGGCUCUGUUCGAUCUUGCCGAAUACCCAGUGCCACAAUACAACAAAGGACGAGUUUGUCUUGUCGGCGAUGCCGCGCACGCGUCUAGUCCGCACCACGGUGCUGGUGCGUCGUUUGGUGUCGAGGACGUGCUGUGCUUGUGCACCAUUAUCCCGGAGCAGACGGUUCAGUAUACCCGGGAGCGCAAUGUGUCGAAGGGUGAUUCGAUGCGUGCUGCUUUUGAGACAUAUGAUAAGAUCAGACGGACGCGGACGCAGUGGCUGGUGAAUAGUAGUCGGAGGGUGUGUGAUUUGUUCCAGCAGCCUGAGUGGGCGGAUCCAGCUAAGAGGGUCAAGACUGAGUCUUGUUUUGAGGAGGUUAAGGAUCGGUCGUUUAAGAUUUGGCACUUUGAUUCGGCCAAGAUGCAGGAGGAUACGCUUCGGGAUUACCAGGAGAGGAUUCGGGCUUUGGAGAAGAAGAAGGUGGUUAAUGGCGUUAAUGGGAAGACUAUCUCCAAUGCUGUGAAAGAGCCGGAGUGGCUAUUUGCCCAUUGA